UGAUCCUUGCCUAAGCAAAACGAGUUUGAUUUUAAAACAUAAAUUAUCACCAAAAUGCCGCUAACUGGGGAUAGGUCAACAAAUAUAGACAAAACAGAAAAUUUUUCAAUAACUGGGAUUAAAGAACUUAAUAAUGGGAGUAAUAUCGCGGGAACGGGUUUUGUGAAUGGGUUGAGGAGUGAAAUUGACCCAAUGAAGCCCAAUGCUCCACCGUACACCAACGCUGGGUUAAGCCUUGUGGGUGAAUCUAGCGCUGGUUCACUGGGAUUAACAGGCGUGCAUGUACCGAAUCGCGCCAAUAUAGCGACAGCGUCUGCGAGUAUGCAUUUGGUAAACACGGAUACCCAUAAACUGACUGCUAACGCCUUUAGCACCACUGUUAUGCCAAAAGCUGGUCCUAAUUUCGCAACUCAUGGUGGCGGCGUCGACUAUACUUAUCAGAACACAGUAGGAGCCAACGCUUCAGUAUCCCAUACGCCGAUGUUCAAGCAAACUGACUAUUCAGUGGGUGGAAAUCUAAAUUUGCACCAAACACCGACUUCUUCCCUCGGGCUUAACGUUGGUGCGAACAGGACUGACAGUCCUUUCACAGGCAGAGGCAACUGGCAGCCAGGCGGUUCCAUUAUCUUCAAGAAGUCGUUCUAAAUUUUUACGCCUUUUAUUUUGAAGCCACGAUGCCACGACCUUUCCAUAACAGAAUCCAUGCGUCGACGCUACGUCGUAUGUCCUGGCUUCUAUGUAUACACACAAAUUACACAUGUAAUACGACGAUAAUACGAGGUAAUUAGUAUAUUUGCAAGAUUUUCUACUGUCCUAUCUAAAAUGUUAAGACUACUACUUUGUUUAUGAAACCAUCGUAUAAAUCCAUUGCUUAAGGAUAA
This is a messenger RNA of Pararge aegeria (speckled wood butterfly), 881 nucleotides long. Its product is annotated as defense protein 3-like. Bases 55 to 645 code for a protein of 196 amino acids. Gene Ontology annotation, cellular component: extracellular region. Lineage: Eukaryota; Metazoa; Arthropoda; Insecta; Lepidoptera; Nymphalidae. Gene Ontology annotation, biological process: defense response to bacterium. The transcript has 3 exons. The record is from RefSeq and is a predicted model, not a curated record.